UGGACACAUUUAGGGACCAAUGUGACCAUUUACCCACCCGAAAAGUGUGCAGCCCAUUUUCAUUGCUUGGGCUUGGCUGCUUGUUUUUUUACCUGCUCUGCUCCAACGUCUACACGUUCAUCAUCGAGAGAGAGGUUUCGCCGCCGCCGUCGCCGGAAAGAGGUUGUGCCGUCGGUGGAGUAGUCUGCGAGUAGUUUCCGGUUGUUUGCUCCCCCCUCCUCCGAACUCUUCCUUUCAGAGGAUUUAAGACAAUGAGUGGUGCACAACUGCAAAAUGCUUCCCUUGCCACCUUACAUGGGUCACAACAAAAUAAAGUUUCAGCUACUGAAGCUAGUGGUGUGGAGUCAAAGCCAAAGAAGAAAAUCUGCUGUGCUUGCCCAGACACUAAAAAACUGCGAGAUGAAUGCAUAGUAGAGCACGGUGAAGCAGCUUGUACAAAGUGGAUUGAGGCUCACAAACAAUGCCUCCGUGCUGAGGGAUUCAAUGUUUGAGAUUGUUAAUGAGGAAAAGAGAAGAAGAUAUUGGUAGUAUAACUCGGUUGGUUUUAUGAGAUUGGUGAUGGUUUUGGACCACAGUUUCUUUCUUUUAUAGUUAAGUCAGAAUGAUUGUUGAAAUUAUGAAUAAAAGCAGGGUUAUUGAUUGCUACAUACUACUCAUAACUUAUUAACUUUCUGACCUGUUGAAUCAAGAUGUUCUCCCUUCUCUGCCACA
Molecule: messenger RNA, 711 nt
Organism: Lotus japonicus
Lineage: Eukaryota; Viridiplantae; Streptophyta; Magnoliopsida; Fabales; Fabaceae
Product: cytochrome c oxidase copper chaperone 1-like
Exons: 2
Coding region: 252-491 (79 amino acids)
Cellular component (GO): mitochondrial intermembrane space
Molecular function (GO): copper chaperone activity; copper ion binding
Source: RefSeq, a predicted model, not a curated record